AUGCAGAAUGAGGAAGCAGUACGACGUCUCAUCUGGGAAAAGAAUCUAAAGUUUGUGAUGCUUCACAAUCUAGAGCAUUCAAUGGGCAUGCAUUCAUAUGAUCUAGGCAUGAACCACCUGGGAGACAUGACCAGGGAAGAAGUGACGUCUUUGAUGAGUUCUCUAAGAGUUCCCAGCCAAUGGCCGAGCAAUAGCACUUACAAGGCAAACCUUAAUCAGAAACUGCCUGACUCUAUGGACUGGAGAGAGAAGGGAUGUGUUACUGAUAUAAAAUACCAGGGUUCUUGCGGUGCUUGCUGGGCUUUCAGUGCCGUGGGAGCCCUGGAAGCGCAGCUGAAACUGAGAACAGGAAAGCUGUUGUCUCUGAGUGCACAGAACCUGGUGGAUUGCUCCAGUGAAAAAUACCAGAAUCAUGGCUGCAAUGGUGGCUUCAUGACAGAAGCUUUCCAAUACAUCAUUGAUAACAAAGGCAUCGAUUCCGAAACUUCCUAUCCCUAUAAAGCCAUGGAUGGAAAGUGCCAGUAUGACCCCAAAAAACGAGCUGCCACAUGUUCAAAGUACACUGAGCUCCCCUCUGGUGAUGAAGAUGCCCUGAAAGAAGCUGUGGCCAAUAAAGGGCCCGUGUCUGUUGCUAUAGAUGCAAGCCAUUCUUCUUUCUUCCUCUACAAAAGUGGUGUGUACUAUGACCCAUCCUGUACUCAAAAUGUGAACCAUGGUGUACUGGUGAUUGGUUAUGGUAACCUCAAUGGAAAAGACUACUGGCUUGUGAAAAAUAGCUGGGGCCUCAACUUUGGUGACCAAGGAUAUAUUCGAAUGGCAAGGAAUCAUGGAAAUCACUGUGGGAUUGCUAGCUACUGUUCUUACCCAGAAAUCUAGAGGAUCACUCUGUUUUGUAAAAUGUCGAGGAAAAUGAACCGCUUUCUUCUUAGUCUAUCCUGUUGUAACCAGUAGAAAUGUGGGCCAGGAUAAAUGCAUUUUACUGUAUUGAUUAGAAAGCAGUUUGACUUCCUUUUAAACUUUGCAGAUCUUGAAAAAAAAGUGCUUUGUAAAUUAAUAAUGUACCAUAACUGUGUGGCAAUCAGUCAACCUAAGGCAAACUGUUGUGUUUUCUUUCUUUUACUCUAUUUUUUUAACCCCUGACAGCCUUUAUGAUGGUGCUUACUAAAUGUUUCUUUCAAAUUCC
Molecule: messenger RNA, 1183 nt
Organism: Echinops telfairi (small Madagascar hedgehog)
Lineage: Eukaryota; Metazoa; Chordata; Mammalia; Afrosoricida; Tenrecidae
Gene: CTSS
Product: cathepsin S
Exons: 7
Coding region: 1-876 (291 amino acids)
Biological process (GO): immune response
Cellular component (GO): lysosome
Molecular function (GO): cysteine-type endopeptidase activity
Source: RefSeq, a predicted model, not a curated record